AGUGUUGUUUUUAUUAUCAGCUGUUUGUUGGGCUCUGUACUGCGCUAUCAUAAAUCUGCUGGGAUAACUGAUGAAAGCGAAAAGAAAAACUAAAUAAAUCAUAGAAUUUGCACACAGCGCAGUUAGAAAUCCCGAAAUACACCGCCAGACAUUUAUUCUUACAUCGGAAAAUCCGUUGCUGUGUAAACAAACAGGUUGUGCCGAAGCAGUAUUGUACUGACUGUGACAUUUGGAUCUGGGCCCCUCGGGCUGGUAACAUCUGUGGCAAGCACACCAGCCAUUUUCAGUACAAUCACACGUAAUUUAUCACAAUGUUUCAACGGCUCACAAAUCUGCUGUUUGGAAGUAUGAUUGAAACAACUCAGGAAGCAACUGUACCAAAGCCGGGGUCUCCAGAGGUGGACGAUGAGGGCUGGCUCCUGGUCAAUGCAUCUGAAGGAGAGACUCUCUCUGAGCCCAGUGAGGGAUCGAUUACGGUAAUAGAAAGCUUGUCAAACACAGAGAAGUGUGCUGCAAUAUUGGUCAAUGAUGCAAGCAUGGAAGAGCCAGAAGUUCCUGGUGCUCGGGGGAGCGGGCGAGUGUCUCAGAGGUUUGCCUCGAAGGCUGGUGCUCUUGUCAAAGUGACCCAGGUGGGCAGAAUACAGCGAGCUCAGGCCAGAGCCAACCGCCACACUCUUGGCCUCAAUUGCAUUCAGCGCCAGAACCACGUCCGUCAGCAUCUUCCUCAACACUGCUCUCGGAUACACCGUGUGAUUCUGCACCAGCCCCGCCAUCGUAACCUCAAACACUAAGGUGCAGAAAGAGCGGGUCAACAUAACACUUAGUAGUGCACAUGCAAGCACCAUGUUUGAAAAUAACAUUGUGAUAUUUUAACUGUUUUAUUAUUUACCAUGUAGGGUAUAAUAAAUCAAAUGGCAGCUAAAAUGUCUCCAAAGUUAUGUUGGCUAUACUUGAAAAUCUUGAAAGUGUGUUUGCCCACCAGUGCACUGUUAAAUGACUGCCGUGAAUAAAGGCUAA
Messenger RNA from Triplophysa rosa, 1017 nucleotides. It is a transcript of the gene tp53inp2a, whose product is annotated as tumor protein p53 inducible nuclear protein 2. The record is from RefSeq and is a predicted model, not a curated record. Bases 312 to 791 code for a protein of 159 amino acids. Lineage: Eukaryota; Metazoa; Chordata; Actinopteri; Cypriniformes; Nemacheilidae. Gene Ontology annotation, biological process: autophagosome assembly; positive regulation of DNA-templated transcription. The transcript is spliced from 4 exons. Gene Ontology annotation, cellular component: nucleus; autophagosome.